GUUACUAUAUAGUAAUAUUUUGUUUUAUAAUUGUUUUGUUUCAGUUGCUAAGGAAUCUGUGUCUAUAAAGAAGAACAAAAAGGCUGGCAAUCCGAAAUCAAAAGCAAUUGAGCUUGUACCUGAAAAAGAACCAAUUGAAGAAGAACAACCUAAUCAACUAGUUUUACAAAAUUCUUCUCUGGUUGACGUUCCACAGCCUGAAUCUCAUCAACUUCAUUCACAAGUUUUGAAAGAAGUUGGCGCUGAUGGCCUGCCUAUCGUGUUUAAUUUUGAUACACAAUGUUCAGGAGGAUCAUUGUGUAAAUUAAUUAAAGACUUCUCUCCUGAUCAAAAGGCAGCUGUUCAAGAGAUAGGGUUUGGAGGAUUGUUAGGCCUUCAAUUAAGUCGAAAAAACACUCAGAUGAUGUACUGGUGCAUCAAGUGCUUUGAUGGUGUGAGUUCUCUGUUUACAAUCAGUGAUUCCAAGCAAUUUGAAAUCACUGAUUAUGAUGUGUACGAUUUGUUUAUGCUCCCCCUUUCUGAGCUGGAGGUUGAAGGGGUUAAACGUGGGCGCAAUUCCACUAAUCCUGAUUUUGAUUUGAAGAUCAAGUGGAGAAAAGAGUUCGGUUUUGAAGAGGUCAAUGCUCAAAUUCCUAUAAGGUUGCUUGAGGACAAGAUUAAAUUGUUGACAUAUGGUGGUGAUCUGUUUAAACAAUUAUUUGUUUUUGUUGCUUUCUCUACAUUUUUUACUCCAACAGCCAAUAGGACUGUAGAUUUGAGAUUGGCUAAGGCUUUGGAAGAUCCUAAAAUGAUUCCCAAAUACAAUUGGUGUAAAUACGUUCUUGACGUAUUAUGUGAGGAAACAGUGAAAUUUAAAAAUUGUUUAUUGAAAGGCAAAGAUCAAAAGACAUUUGGAGGCUGUGUUGUGUUUUUGCAACUUGUGUAUUUUCAGAGGAUUAAGUUUAGGAAUUCCAGUGGUAUUCCUGGUCAAUUACCUCUUAUUCAGCAUUGGACAUCGAAGAUGGUAACCGAUCGGAUUCAUGCUGAAAAUGCCAAUAUGAGUGCAUUAUAUGGUUCUGGUAUAUUGGAGAAGGAGAAGUAUCCAAUUUUCAAAAAGUUUGUUUUUGUUGAUGGUCAAAUAGAUUUGACCCAAAUCAAAUCUAUUUCGAAAGAAAAUGAAGCUGGCAGCAGUGGGGGAAGAGCUGAACAGCCCUAUGUUGGGCGUCGAAUUCCAAGUCGGCGUCCUAGGAUUCUUCAGUUUGAAAUCCCUAGUUCUCAUCCUACAGAUGAAGAAAUUUUCUCUAAAGCCACUGAAGAUUUUCAUGGUCAGUGGUUGUUGAUGAAGAGAGAUCUGGAUGUAGUUUCAGCCAUCCAUGCUGAAGAGCUGUUCAAAUUAAAGGCUUCAAUGCCUUCGCAGAACCAUGGCGAUGAUAUUUUGGAAAAUUCCACUUAUCAAAAGAUGGUUGAUGAGUUGGUGGAGAUUCAUCAAUUGGUGAAGAAUCUACCAAAUGGUUGGGAUGACAUUUUUGGUUCAAGUAACAAUCCAGUUGUUACUGCUGCCCCUCAACCUUCUGCCGUUGUUCCAACUGAGCCUGCAGUUGUUACAGCUGCUGUUGUUGAUGCAACAACAUCUACCGAAGCAAUUAUUCGAGAAGUUGAUCCUGACACUCAAAUAAAUGCAGUUCUUGAUUCUUUGAAAAGCAAAGCUAAAGAAAUUACGGAGGAUGAUGAUGAAGAAAUAGAAGAAUAUGAGCGCGUGUGGGCUGCAUUUCAAAAAUGCAUCAUUAACAACCAUGCUGUAUCAAGAGUGAAUGUCAGUGUCUAUGGCAUAGAGGAAAAUGUGAUGUUUAUGUCUCCGUUUAUGAAAGCAUUUGAAGAUUUAAUGAGGCAUCUUCCAGCAUUUGUUCAAGAAGUUGUGGACUUUGCUGCUCUGACUGAUGGAGAGGGUAUUUUGACUGAUGAUAAAGUUAUAGAAUACAAUCAUUUUAUUGCGGUAGGAAGAGAUGACAUGUGGACCCUUCCUUCCACAUUUGAUAUUCUUUUGAUUCAUAUUGAAGCUUGGGCUUUUUUAUUGAAUGAAAAUGAAAGGAAUCCUGCCGGUUCUCCUCAGAAGCUGUUUUUAGGUGGCACAUAUUGUAAAUAUGUUGCUGAUUUGAUUGAGAAACCAGGCAAUGAAAAAAUCUUGUCUGAAUUGUGUGUUUGUCUUAAUUAUGGUGUGAAAGAUGUAAAUGGAGUUCAAUCGUUGAAAGAUUGUAAUAUGAUUUUUGCUCCUGUUCUGAUUGAAGACCCGAAGCAUUAUUACCUGUUUGUCAUUAGUAUGAAAGACAAAAGUGUCUAUUUCUUUGAUAAUAUGCUUCUGGAACCAAAAGAGAUGGAACAAAGGAAGAAAGCUUAUUCUGUCUUGUGUUCUUCAUUGGAAAAACUACUGAAAAAUAUGGAUAACAUUCAUCAUGAAGAUAUUAAAAGCUUCAUAUUUAUCCCGACUGUUGUGUCUAUUUGA
Messenger RNA from Spinacia oleracea (spinach), 2479 nucleotides. RefSeq lists its product as uncharacterized. Lineage: Eukaryota; Viridiplantae; Streptophyta; Magnoliopsida; Caryophyllales; Amaranthaceae. The transcript has 8 exons. Gene Ontology annotation, biological process: proteolysis. The record is from RefSeq and is a predicted model, not a curated record. Gene Ontology annotation, molecular function: cysteine-type peptidase activity. Bases 401 to 2479 code for a protein of 692 amino acids.